Drosophila melanogaster (fruit fly) is the source of this 840-nucleotide messenger RNA. RefSeq lists its product as uncharacterized. Gene Ontology annotation, molecular function: ubiquitin protein ligase activity. NCBI's taxonomy places the organism in Eukaryota, Metazoa, Arthropoda, Insecta, Diptera, Drosophilidae. Gene Ontology annotation, cellular component: endoplasmic reticulum; endomembrane system. The transcript has a single exon. The record is from RefSeq and is marked reviewed. Gene Ontology annotation, biological process: ubiquitin-dependent protein catabolic process; protein ubiquitination.
AAAUAGUGAGUUUCAUUUGCUUGACAUUAGUUUUUAGGUCUCUCAUUAUUUUGUUUGCGAAAUCGCAUAAAAAACAAAGUGACACCCCAUGCCACAAAUAAUGAAUUCUAAGGACAAACGAAACCCAAAUUAUUCCGGCGGGAACAGCGGCGAGGAAGAGGAUUCCUGGAUGAACAGCUAUUACACCUGCCUGGUGUGCAUGCAGACUGCUGAAUCGCCGAGGGUCAGUUUUUGCGGCCACCACUUCUGCUCCCAGUGCAUAUACAACUGGAUUAGGAGUCAGAAAUAUCAGGCCAAAUGCCCCUACUGCCAGUCCCUGAUCGGUGAGAACACCCUCAUCACUAUCACCAUGCGAAGACGAAGAACGUACUUUCGUGCAAAUCCUUUGUGGAGCACCGCCGCCAGAUGCGCAUGAGCAAAGACUGUUUAACCGAAAACAUCUUUUUGCCGGAGGCCGGCAUGUUCACACGUGGCUAUAUCAAAUAUCCGCCGGACCCUAUGCCAAGGAUCAAGCCUUUGCCGCCCCAGAUGCUUCAACAGUGGUCACGUUAUCCCAUAGUGCGCAUUUUCCUUACACCCUCGCUGCACCAGCGCUUCAUUAACUUCGUUAUCUUUCUGUUCAUGCUGGCCAUGUACCUACACGCGGCAGUGACACCGUCUUUACUAUUGUGAGCCAGUGAGACGUAGCACCCAACAAAUCUCCACUAACAAAUUGUCUUUUGAAUUUCGACUUGUUAUUGUCUGAAAUGGCAUCCAAGAACAUCUAGUUUCUGUGGCCCCAGCAGUGCAGUUCUGUGAGAUUUACCCUCUUACGUAAAUAAAAUUUUCUUUUGUGGGCAU